AUCACCAGUUGCCAUGGUAGCACCACCGAGAGUAAAAGAGGGGUAGUGCUAGACGUUUCGGGCAGAGCUCGGCCGCUGCGGAGGACCAGGAACUCUCCUUCUCCCUUCUCCCGCUAGUCUAACUUCUUCCAAAAUGAGCGGCCUGGAUGGCGGCAACAAGCUCCCUUUCGCCCAAACCGGCGGCCUGGCUGCUCCCGACCAUGCCUCAGGAGAUACGGACCUAGACCAGUGCCAAGGGCUCCAUGAAGAAACCGAGGCGACACAGGUGAUGGCGAACACAGGUGGGGGCAGCCUGGAGACCGUUGCGGAGGGAGGUGCAUCCCAGGAUCCUGUUGACCGUGGCCCCGCGCUCCGCGUCCCGGUUGCCGGGAGUCGCGGCGGUGCAGCGACCAAAGCCGGGCAGGAGGAUGCUCCGCCUUCCACGAAAGGUCUGGAAGCAGCCUCUGCCACCGAGGCUGCUGACAGCAGGCAGAAAAAUGGCUGUCAGCUUGCAGAGCCCCGUGGCCCUGCUGGGCAGAAGGCUCUAGAAGCCUGUGGCGCAGGGGGGUUGGGGUCUCAGAUGAUAGCCGGGAAGAAGGCCAAGGAAGUGACGACUAAAAAGUGCGCCAUCUCAGCAGCAGUGGAAAAGGAGGGAGAAGCAGGGGCGGUGAUGGAGGAAAAGAAGGUAGUGCAGAAGGAAAAAAAGGUGGCAGGAGGGGUGAAAGAGGAGAUACGGCCCAGGGCCCCGAAGAUCAAUAACUGCAUGGACUCGCUGGAGGCCAUCGAUCAAGAGUUGUCAAACGUAAAUGCCCAGGCUGACAGGGCCUUCCUUCAGCUUGAGCGCAAGUUUGGCCGCAUGCGAAGGCUCCACAUGCAGCGCAGAAGUUUCAUUAUCCAGAAUAUCCCAGGUUUCUGGGUUACUGCCUUUCGAAACCACCCCCAGCUGUCACCUAUGAUCAGUGGCCAAGAUGAAGACAUGCUGAGGUACAUGAUCAAUUUGGAGGUGGAGGAGCUUAAACACCCCAGAGCAGGCUGCAAAUUCAAGUUCAUCUUUCAGGGCAACCCCUACUUCCGAAAUGAGGGGCUUGUCAAGGAAUAUGAACGCAGAUCCUCUGGCCGGGUGGUGUCUCUUUCCACUCCAAUCCGCUGGCACCGAGGCCAAGACCCCCAGGCUCAUAUCCACAGAAACCGGGAAGGAAACACUAUCCCUAGUUUCUUCAACUGGUUCUCAGACCACAGCCUUCUAGAAUUCGACAGAAUUGCAGAGAUUAUCAAAGGAGAACUGUGGCCCAAUCCCCUACAAUACUACCUGAUGGGUGAAGGGCCCCGUAGAGGAAUUCGAGGCCCACCAAGGCAGCCAGUGGAGAGCGCCAGAUCCUUCAGGUUCCAGUCUGGCUAAUCUCUGUCCUGUGAGAAGCUUCUGCACAAGUUUCCUUACCACCUCCUCUUGGACCUAUGCUUGGCCAACAGCAUGCAGUCUUCCGUCUGCUUUCUCUUCAUACUGUGGAUUAUCUUUUCCUUUGGUUCUUCUAAAUCUUCAGUAAUCGGUUGCAAGAUUGUUGGCUUACCUGCCUAUGCCAUUCUUCCUCUGAGCCUUCAUGCUUUUCUGCAUUGUGUUAACAUGUUUCAAGUGCAUGGCCUUCUACGGCUUCUAUGCCAAGUGUAUGAUACUACAGAUAUAGUGUACCAUACUGCCUUUCUUUGCAUGGCUUGGACCCUGUCUGUGACCAUGGUCUUCUCCCAGUUUAAGUGGUUCUGUACCACAAAGAAUCUUGAUACAUCUUCACAAAUAACUGAUUGGGCUUCAUACUUUAUGCUGGCUGUGUCCUGAUACCCAUGUACUUAUGGUAAGCUCUUUGGGUAUUACCACUGCAAGACAAAACUGUUAUCUUAACCUGGCCAUCAACCCAAAUUGGACAUUCCAGACUACCACCAACUGGAUCCCAGCUGCCUUCCUGGGCUUGUGCCAUCCACCCUACUGAUUAUCUGAUAGAACAAGCUGGUGGCUGAUGGGUGACUGCUAGGCGUGAAUGAGGUAAUAGAUGAAAAGUGUUCUAUGUUAUCACAUUGGUUUUCCUGUACCUUUGGUUACUCUACAUCAUGACCAGCUACUGGUGAGUAUGAAGCCUGUGCUAUAGCCCACCCCUACUUGCUCUCACCUUCUGGUUGAACUUUGCUUAGGCCACUGUUGUCUGCCUCAUCAGGAACUAUCUGUAGACGUAGCUCCCAGGGAGCUCACAGGAACACCCCCUACCACCAGGAUAGGCAGUCAUAUGUGACAGUGCCCAAAGCAAGGCUGGAAUGCAGUCCCAUCCAGCUUAGUCUUUCUGACUCUUAGCCAACAAACCAUCCUUAAUCUGAGCAACUUCUUUAGGCAUUUCCUCUUUUCCCCGCCUGCACCCACUCUGAACAUGACAAAAGUUGCCAGAGUUGGGGCAUUGAGGAAGAGAUAUUUCUGGAAUAUGAGACUUGUUAUGCCUCUCUCUCUGUCUCUUUCUUUCUCUCCCUCCCCCUCCCCCUCGCUGCCCCCUCCCUCCCCCUCUCCCUUCCAUCCCUUCUUCCCUUUCACUCUGAAGCAGUUUUAGCUUAUUAACAGAAAACAAAACUGGCAAAGCAUGCUUUUUGUUUAAUUUGUUCUUUCCCUUAUUGUGUUCAGAAAGUUUAUGAUUAAAUGGGCUCCAGAUCUCUUAUUGCCCUUAUUCCUCCACCCCACUUGUUUUAGCAAGGUCUGAAAGUUUCAAAGGGAGACCUAUAGGUUAAUUGUUUAGUUAUAGGCAGAGUUAAAUUAGGCAGAUUUUGACAUCUUUAUCUUUUUACCCCAUCCAUUCUACCAAAACCUGUGUAUUUCUUGAGCUUUUAGUUUGAGAAGCUGGAGAGAGAAGGGCCUCACAGUGAUGGGUUCAGGACGGGUCCUGAACAGGAUGUGAGCAAAGGCAACCAAAACUUAGCUUCACUCCACUUUUCUAAAGAUGGAAAUUCUUUUUUGGCCCUUGGACCGCUUGGAAAUGACCCUAGGGUAGCAUUUUGUAGGUCACUCUUCUCCUUUGUACUAUUUUGUUCUUGCCCUGAUGUCCCUUGGGUCUCCAUCCUACUGCCUGGCUUUCUUGGCUCUCAUUUCUCAGUUUCUGCAUUUCCUUCCCUGCUCCUAACAAAUGAAGAAGCAGGCUGCAGCCUGCAUUGUGGAAGAUCUCCAGCCUCCUUGUAGGGAAUAAGGGGACGUGUAGCAUCUAUGUGGAUUUUCAGGGACAAGUUCCAGUAGGUGGGACAGUGAUGCUGUCAAGGCUGUCUUAGUUAUGAUCAUGUGUGGUGAUAAAGACCAUCCACCAUCACCCUUUUCCCCUUUGGUUUUGAAGGCCUUGCCCUAAGCUCCCUGAGGGUUUAGGAGGUCUGAACACAUGCAGUGGAGAGGUUAGUCGAGGUUGGGAAACUGAGUAAAGUCCAGAGCAGAAAUGAGCCUGCUGUGGAGUGGGUUUGGAAAGGCCCACAGGAAAGACCCUGCAGGAUCAGGGGUGGCAGGGGAGGCCCCUGAGGUGCUCUCCAGGGAAGAGGGGCUGGGGUUUAAAUAGCAUGCUUGGAGGAAGAUUUUCCUUCAAUUUUUCCUAAGUCCUUGAAUUCACCAGUAGAUUUUGGUAAACACAAUGUAAGUCUGGAUGUUUUCUCUCGAUUAUCCUAGGAGUGACCUUUAUAUGUGUGGAAGAUUAAUGGUAUAUGCUCCUUAUGUCACUGUUUUUGAGUAAAAUCCAUUUCCUUCCUCCAUUUCAGCCUAUGACAAAAUUGAUGUUUACAGGCCUGCUUUUUGCUUAUAAUUGACAACAUGUGCAAAAAUACCAAAUUUGUGUCCUGUGCAGUAUGAAGACUUCAGUGAAUAUACAUUAAUGUAUUAGCUUGUUUUGCUCUCUGUUCAUAUAUGGCUCUAUUCUUAGAAAUAUAAUUUGAAUGUGAUCUUUCAGUAGCCUGAAUAUUUUACAAAUUAUUGCUAUGUCUUGUGAAAAUAACCUCAAAAAGAAAAAUAUGACUCUGUUGUCUUACCUGGUAUUUCUUGCCCUAGUAAUGUACUUGACAUUUAUGUUCCUAAGCAGUAUAAGUACUAGUGGAAUUUCUCUGUCAAACUCAAUGAUCAUUAGUACUUUUGUCUUCUCCUAUGUGCUUGAAGGAAAAAUAAAGUGUCACUAACGUAUUUCUUGUUUUCAUCAAAAAAUAAAAAUAAA
Molecule: messenger RNA, 4187 nt
Organism: Nomascus leucogenys (northern white-cheeked gibbon)
Lineage: Eukaryota; Metazoa; Chordata; Mammalia; Primates; Hylobatidae
Gene: TSPYL4
Product: TSPY like 4
Biological process (GO): nucleosome assembly
Cellular component (GO): chromatin; nucleus
Molecular function (GO): chromatin binding; histone binding
Source: RefSeq, a predicted model, not a curated record